Molecule: messenger RNA, 1602 nt
Organism: Bacillus rossius redtenbacheri
Lineage: Eukaryota; Metazoa; Arthropoda; Insecta; Phasmatodea; Bacillidae
Exons: 5
Coding region: 140-1399 (419 amino acids)
Source: RefSeq, a predicted model, not a curated record
UCGGUCGCCGCCAACGUCGCACGCGCCGCCCGGGUCGAUAGCGCCUCUGACCGGGCUCGGAGAGUGCGUGUGCGCGCGGGGUGUGUUCUUGCCUGGAGUGCAGGCCGCCGGCGCAGCGGGGGGCUGGCUGCGAGGGGCCAUGUCCGAGAGCGAGGAGGACAGCUCCGCGGCGUCCUCGGACGAGUGGCCCGUGACGGCCGACUGGCUGGAGGCAGUGCUGGCCGCGCACCACCGCCGGCCGGCCGCGGUCGCCGACUUCAGCGUGCGGCCCGGCUGCGACGCGGGCGAGAGCGUGCUCAGCGACAUCCUGGCCGUGCAGGUGGCCUACCGCCUCGACGGCGACCACGGCGACGAGCCGCGCCGCCUCAGCCUCAUCGUCAAGCUGCUGCCGCACGACCCCUUCAGCCGCUACUUCGUCACCGAGGCGCAGUUCGACCUGCGCGAGAUCAAGUUCUACACGCAGGUGGUGCCCGAGCUGGACGAGCUGCAGCGCCGCCUGCUGGCGCCGGGCGCCGCGCCGCUGCAGCUGCCCAUCCCGCGCUGCUACCACGCGCGCUACGCCGCGCCCGGCGCCGACAGCCCGCGCGCCAGCCCCGUCGCGCUCUGCGAGUCCGUGCUCGUGCUCGAGAACCUCAAGGCGCUGGGCUACCAGAGCGCGGACUUCUCCAGAGGCCUGAGCCUGCGGCAGGCGGCGGCGGCGCUGGACUCGGUGGCCAGGCUGCACGCCCUCUCCCUCGCCCUCAAGGUGAAGGAGGGCCGGCCUCUGGACGAGCGCUACCCCUUCCUGUUCCAGACGUCCAAGGCCACGGACUCGUACCAGCAGCUGGUGGAGCGCGGCCUGCCGCAGCUCGCCAGGUUCCUGGAGAAGCGCGCCGGCAUGGAGCCCGUGCUGGAGGCCCUGGCCGCGCUGCGCCCCGCCACCAAGGAGCUGAUAGCCUCGCUGCUGGCGCCGCGCGAGCCCAUGGCGCUCAUCACGCACACAGACUUCUGGUGCAACAACCUGCUGUUCCGCGACGGCGAGGACGGGCGGUGCGCGUGCGCCGUGCUCGACUGGCAGAUGGUCACGUACAGCGGGCCCACCAACGACGUGGCGCUGCUGCUCGUCAGCUCGCUGCCCACGGAGCUGCGGCGGGGCCGCACCCGGGACCUGCUGGACGGCUACUGGGCCGCGCUGCUGGCCGCCGCCUCGGCGCUGGGAGUCGACGUGCAGGGCGCGCUGGGCUACGGCCGCGACGACCUGGCGCGCGACUACCGCCGCUCCCAGCUGCUCGCGCUGCUGCUGUGCGUCGGCUCCGUCGACGUGGCGCUGGGAGACGCCCUCACGGAGCAGCGCCUGCUCGACGUGCUGGCGGACCUGCACGGCGAGGGCGUGCUGUCGCCGGACCUGCUGUCCGCCUAGCUCCUCUCGGGACAGUCCUGCCGGCGGCGGCCGACGAGGAGACACGGACUGUAUGCCGGUGCAGCGAGCCGCUGGAGCUUGCAGAGCCUAACGUGGUGUGAUUCAUUGAAAAAGACGGAGUUUCACCUGUUGCCGGAGUGUUUUGACGCAUAUUGGGCUUCAUGCAAUUUUAUUUUUUUCUGCAAAUAAAUACUGUAGUGGAA